Amphibalanus amphitrite is the source of this 2026-nucleotide messenger RNA. RefSeq names its product small glutamine-rich tetratricopeptide repeat-containing protein alpha-like. The transcript has 7 exons. Gene Ontology annotation, cellular component: TRC complex; membrane. Bases 266 to 1312 code for a protein of 348 amino acids. Lineage: Eukaryota; Metazoa; Arthropoda; Thecostraca; Balanomorpha; Balanidae. Gene Ontology annotation, molecular function: protein binding; molecular adaptor activity. The record is from RefSeq and is a predicted model, not a curated record. Gene Ontology annotation, biological process: post-translational protein targeting to endoplasmic reticulum membrane.
ACGUUGAGUUGUGACGAUCGCGUGUCGGUCAAGGAAAUUUUCUUGUUUCUUUUCAUAUCUCGGAGGACAGAGAGGAAGUUGCAGCUUUUGAUAAGCUAAAUGCCUACUGAAGUCGAGUCAUCAGAUUCUGAUCGUUCUGAUAAGUGAAGCCCUUGAAAUAAUACUAGAGGAGGGCCAGUGCAAGUGUGCCCCCUGCUCAGAAACACUUCAACUUUGACUUUGUGGAAUUUAACCCUCUAAGGUUGAGUUGGAAUUGGCUGCUGUGAUGUCUGAUACUAAGAAAAUAGUCUAUUCAAUUAUUCAGUUCUUGAACGCCCAGCUUCAUGAUGGCAGUUUGUCACAAGACAGUCAGGAGAGUCUGGAGGUGGCCGUUCAGUGUUUGGAGACGUCGUUCGGCCUCAGCGCCAAUGACACACACCUGAGCGUCGACAAGACGCUGCCGCAGAUCUUUGCAGAUGGACUCAAACAAACGGCGUCUGCCGCCGGUGUCACGGCGGCCACCGCGGCCCCGGAGCCCGCCCCGCGCGCUCCGGAGGCCACCGCCGAACAGAAGGAGCGAGCCGAGGCGCUGAAGAACGAGGGCAACAUCGCCGUCCGGGAGGAGCGUCUGCACGAGGCGGUCGACAAGUACACACAGGCGAUCGAGCACGACGGCAACAACGCAGCGUACUUCAGCAACCGGGCAGCGGCGUACACCAAGCUGGGUAACUACCUGGCGGCCGUGGAGGACGCCCAGCGCGCGCUGCAGAUCGACCCCACCUACACAAAGGCCUACAGCCGGCUGGCGCUGGCGUAUGCCGGUUUGAACCGGUUCGAUGAGGCCAAGGCGCAGAUUAAGAAGGCUCUGGAGCUGGACCCGACCAAUGAAAGCUAUCAGAACAACCUGCGGGUGAUCGAGGCGCGGAUGGGCGACACGAUAACAGCGGCCGGCGGCGCGCCGGGCCUGGGCGGCCUGCCCGGUGGGUUCGGUAACAUUGCCAACAUGGGCGGACUCAACCUGGAGGCCAUGCUGAACAACCCGGCCAUGAUGAACGUGGCCGCGCAGAUGAUGCAGGACCCCAACAUGCAGCAGAUGAUGAACAACUUGAUGGGCGGCGGGGCCGGAGGGCCGCCCGGAGCCGGCGUACCGCCCGGAGCCGGAGCGGGGGCCGGGGCAGGAGGCGCCGGUGGCUUCGAGGCACUCCUACAGGCGGGCCAGCGGCUAGCCGAGCAGAUGCGAGCCUCCAACCCGGAGCUGAUCGAGCAGCUCAGGCAGCAGAUGGGCGGCAACCAGCCGCCGCCGCCGCCCCCGCCCUCGUCAGGGGACAGCUAGACGACGAAGGUGACGGCGAAUGGCAGGCGGGUCCGGCAGCGCAGCCCGGCGCAGCGGUCGGUACCAUUUUGUACUACAUGCUCGUGACAAUACCCGUUCCGCUUUCCAAGGCCUUGCGUGCUCGGUUCGCCCGCAUUAUAUAUAGGCAUCAAAUAAUACAGAUUACUGAGAAUAAUCGAAAUGUUGUUUCGUUUGUUCGUUAGUUCCCUCCUUUUCCGGAAAGACCUUCGCCCAGUUAUGUUAAAGCAGUUACACUUGGAAGAGUCAGGAAUGCAUAAGGGAUCCCUUUCCAUUUCCAGCCUUUUACCAGCGGGGCGAGGAAACCAGGGACGGCGUACUACAGUGGUCAGACCUGAACCCCUAAUCGGAGCUGUGACUCCAUAGUCCAUACACGUCAUUUACAAAGUUUGGUUAGACUUAGAAUGUUCCGUUGUGCCUAGGUGGAGCUUAAGUAAGUGAAUUUCUUACAUGGUACGCGAUCAGGCAUCAGUUUUGGGUUAUUCCUCGUAGAUGACUCGUGAAAUUAUCGGCAUGCGGCGCGCUUCCAGCGUAAAUCGUGAGCAGAGAUUCCGAAGAAAAGCUGGCAUUGAAGUUAGUUAUACUGGUGCGCAGCCAUUGCCUCGGUUGUCAACUGGUGUAAUAGCUCAGAUAUUACGGCUGUUACGACACCACAGUGUGUUGUGAAGUGCUCGAGAAAUACACUUCUCCAAAUGA